Molecule: messenger RNA, 4828 nt
Organism: Spizellomyces punctatus DAOM BR117
Lineage: Eukaryota; Fungi; Chytridiomycota; Chytridiomycetes; Spizellomycetales; Spizellomycetaceae
Exons: 22
Coding region: 14-4825 (1603 amino acids)
Molecular function (GO): protein binding
Source: RefSeq, a predicted model, not a curated record
GGUUUUUCGACGGAUGGUCGCCCUCAAAGGAAGAAUUGCAUUGACAGCUUCCCGAGAAGGAGGGAGAGAAACCUCCAUCGACGAUGGUGACUCAUCGAACACCCACUCAUCAGAUCCCCCAUCCUUGGAAGCUUUCGCCACGUCAGGCGAAAGCACACAAAGCCUUGAUGAGAUAUUGGACGAGACCCAACUCGUCGGCCUCCUCAUUCAACCAUGGCGGACUAUCAAGCGCCAAAUAGCAUCGAUCGUAGCUCGAUCACCUCAUUUCUCAUCCUCGCCGUCAAGUAGCCAAUUUGGGCUAGCCGGCACACAAUCGCUUGUCAAAUCCGGUACUUUUCGCUCUGCUUCCCCAUCCUCCAAUCCCACCCCUGUCCUACCUACAACAAUACCUCAUGGUUUCCAGCCAGCACGAGUCCUCCCACACCAUCGCCCUACGGUCAAAUCUGCCAUCUACAUCUCAUCUCCCCACAACGACCGCAUCGCCAGUUUGGAUAGUCAUAAUGUAAAUAUCUGGCGGGGUAGCACGAGGAUUGCUCAGAUUGCAAAUGGCGGGGAAAAGGGGACGGCCAAAACAUCUGUGGCAGGACUGAGUAGGUGGCUGUACGUGGCCAAGUGGAAGGUGGUGGUGAUUGCCACCUUGCAUUUGGAGUUAAAGAUUUUGGAUACGAAUUUUGAAGAGCUUGCUGCUGUUUCGAGCGUGAAGCCUGUCCUAAGCCUUGAAUUCUGCGACGAUACAGACGAGCUUAUUGCAGGCGGCGUCGGUAAUAUAAGGAUUUGGAAGUUUAAGCGAAUCGCGGAUGGCAGCCGUCUGGCCUACGGCUUCGACACUCCUCGCCUCGCUAUUGAAGAUCUCGGUGUUGAGGAUUGGGUCUCACACACAAUAUAUCAAAAACCCUCGAACAGAAUUUAUGCCGCACUGGGGAACAGGAUCCAUAUAUACGACUAUGAAUCUGGCGAAAGAUUGGAUGUGCUCCGGGAUAUGCAUGAACUGUCGAUCACCGCCAUGGCUCUUUAUGAACCUCUCGGAACUCUGAUCACGGCUUCGCGAGAUUCUACUAUUAAAGUAUGGAAUAGACAAAACAAUCUUAUUCAUGAACUCCACGAUCAUUCACACGCUGUGACGGGGUUAGCCAUCAUUCCCCCGCCUCCUGCAAGAAAUGGACGGAGUUUAGAAGCUUUGGCGGCUACACCUUUUUUCUUGUCGUGCUCCUUAGAUGGAACGAUCAGGAUGUGGAAUGCUGACGUUGGUGUUUGCACCUACUGCUUGCAAACCCCAUCUGAAUGUCUGGGAAUUCAGUGGAUCAAGCAGGAUAAGGAGACUUUUCUUCACUAUGCCAAGGAUCGGAUAUGCCUAUGGAAUCUGAACCGCUUUUAUACGACGUUUGCAUACAUCCGAUCUCAGGCAACGCAACUUCACCGCAGCGAGCAUCCUUCCCUCCCGGCUCGUAUCCUAUCCAUCGCAGAAGACGGUUCCUUGCGACUCUUGUCACCCGUCACUGGCGCAGUCUUGGCAAUGGGGUUCCCGGUGAUGAGCGAUAUAGCAACUUUGGAUGCAGUGUAUGAUGUCACACAAAAUCGUGCCUGGCUGUUAUCCGAAAACGGCACCAUUGCCGUGUACGGUACCAAUACGAACCCCUGUGCGAUUAUUGGGGAAUGGAAGGUCGCCUCUUACAAGCCAGUGGUAGCCAACAAGACACGAAUAAUGUGCAUGGCGGCCCUUUCACCUUGGCCUCCUGUCCCAUACUACUCAGGAGCUGCUCUACCUCCCACUGUCUACGCACUGCUAGGUGGGACGGAUACCGGACAGAUUGUGGUGGUUGAUAUACGACAGGAAGGUAAACAGAGUAUUGUAGCGCAGGCACAUGCAGCAGAAAUCACUGCAAUCUUGUAUGACGUGGAAAAAAGAAAGCUCUUCACCAGCGGAAAAGACAGCAUCAUCAGAAUCUGGUCAAUCAGCGUUCCUGCCGAUACCCCGCUCUCAAUCCUUACAAAUUCAACCCCGGAAUCGCUUACAGAAUAUUUUUCAGACAGCCCACUCGUGGUAACGCUGAAUUCAAUCGCAGCCAUUUCCAUUCCUAGCGGUCCCGUGAAGCAAAUGGCUUGGAAUUCGCGAAAGGAGGUAAUGGCAUGUGCUGUGGGUGGACGGAUAUUUUGUCUUGAAUGUGAUGGAAAGCAAAUAGGCAUAAAGAAGCCGCAUCCAAUCGAUGAUGAUCACACUAACGACGUCACGAAAAUUGCCUCGUGUGAGGCCAUCAGAAUCUUUGCGUCGGCAAGCACGGAUGGGGUCGUUAAAAUUUGGGAUGCAGUUGACAAUGCCCUCAUACGUGAGCUUCAAUUUGCCGAACCUAUCACCACUCUUACAUUUGCAAAUCAACGGGGGGAUCUUCUCAUUUCUCUCCCCGAGCAAAUUGUCGUUGUUCGGGUACAAGAUUAUCUACCAGUACCUUACCUUUGCGUUCUGCUUGACCACGGAAACUGGCCGGAUGAUCCCGUGGAAGAUCCAACGAUGUUUGAUUCCAGUCUAGAUUUCUGGGAAUUGUAUCGAGCGAAUGGAGGAGAUGGGGCUGUGAGAUGGCAUGUUGAUGAGAAUUUGAAAAAUGACGGACCAGAUCCAACAAGUCUUGCCCUAGAGGAAUUGGAAAAGAGGAGGGAAGAGAAGAGGAUCGAGGAGAAACCCGCCGUUACCGUGACCCGCUCAUACAGCAGAUCUAGUCACUCCUACGAAUUGAUAACCCUCAACGACCCAUCGGGUCAUCGAGAUUUCAGCCCCGUAAGCUUCUUCCCCCCCUCAACACUUCCCAUGGAUACCUUAACGGAAGAAGAUGUCGAUUUGUCUACCGAAAUCGUGGCUUUUCCCCAAGCCAUCACCGCACAUCGCCUAUCCGUGUCCGCUCCCACAUCAUCGAGCCUCCAAUCCAUUGAGUGUAUAGCUGGAAAAUUCCGGUAUAAAAGACGUUUAUCAAUGCGGAGGGGCAGCUUGGGUGGGCGAAGAGUUAGCACGGCAGAUUUUCCAGGACGGGGAAAGGGACUUUGGGACGACGAGGAUGAGGAAGGAGAAAUGGAGGUAGACGGAGGGGAACAAAGCUUGCACCAGCCAGGAGAACUUGUUCAAGAGGUUGAAGGAGGUGGUAUGCUCACGAGGCCAAAAGCAAUCAAACAUGACGAACCACGACGUUCAGUUGUAAAGUCUGAUGAACCACGACGUUCAGUCGUUAGGCCAGAUGAGCCACGGCGUUUUUCAGUGGCCCGCUCAGAUGAGCAGCGACGUGUUUCCGUGGUUGGGGGUGAAGAUGGAGUCAAGCGAACAGGGGGAGCUAUAUGGGAAGCUGGACUGGAGCCGCCUUCACAGCUCGGUCCAAAUUAUCCUGAUGGCAAGGGACCAGGACUAGGUCGUCGAAAAGGAAGAGUAUUAGAACUUCGUACAGGAGAGCGGGUAACGCCCUCUCCUCGCACUCGGCAUUCCCCGAGAGCAUUAUCCCGCAAGGGGCGCAAGUCCACCUUAGCACCACCCCCACGCCAACAGACGCCUGAAGCUCCAUCUCGACAAAUCAAUAUCCGGAACCGCAUGGAGCGCCUAGGCGUUCUCCCGAACUCCGUCAUGGCAGGACAAACAAAACCAGCUCUUGAACAAAAGCGACUUGUGCAGGAGCAAGAGCGCCGAGAAAAGGACAAGGAGAUGGUGUCCAAGGCUAGAGCCAUUAUAGAACGACGUCGGGCGCAGCUUGCAGCUGAGAGAGCUGCGAGGGGAUCGGUUGAUGACACCACAAUGCCAGUGGAGAUCGAGCCAGAUCCAACGGCCAAAUCUGUUCAUGCCGGGCGCACCAGAGUUGAAGAGAGUGAAUCCCCGGAGGCAGCGCGAAUUCGGCAAGAGGCACUGGAAGCAGCUGCAGCCUGGAGGAUAAGGGCCCUACACACUGAAGAGGCAGCUAAAGCAGAAGCUCUUGGUCGAGCCAAAACAGCAGCGGCAGAGGCAGCACGGAAAAGCGCCAUAGAAGCCGCGGAAGCUGCAAACCAAGCAAAGAUGGAGGCAGCUGUAGAGCAAGCUGCUGCGCAGCGAGCGCAGGAGCUCUUUGAACGAGCCCUUGCCGCUGCAACCCCCAAAAAGAUUCUCAGAUCGGGGAGCGUUGCCAUAGGCCAGAUCAUACAGAUAACUCCUGGUAAAGUAGGAGUGACCGAAACCAAUUUCGGGGCUUCGAAACCGAUUCCGAUUCACAUCAUUGGAGGGAAGCCCAGUCAAAAGCGGGGCAAUGCUCAAAAGCUUCCUGAAGUACAAGAUAGUCCAAAAUCUGUCACCAGAAAGAAGAAACAGCCUCUGCAAAAUGUGCUAACUCAAACGCCCAAAUCCGGUUUGGCGUCUGAGAAUAAAAGACGGUCGCCAGUUCCACAUCAGCAGCCUGCCCCGGCCGAGAAGCACCGCGAACGGCACGGAAGAACGCCAAAGAAACCGAACGAGGUUUGGGAAGAGUCAGAGAUUGUGCCAGAGCUUCAAGCCAUUAUGGACAAGUUUUGGUUUCCUGGUCUUGGCGAUAAAGAUGUUACGCUUCAGAACAUUCUGGGAGCUCUCUUCAAAGUUCUCAAAACAGGAUAUUGGUCCGAAAAAUGCGAAGCUUCUGAUUCCCUACUCUAUCUCUACCAAACAUUUCAAGACGACUUUCGCAACCCUGUGCAAGACUUCAUCCUACCCCAACUAGAGAGUUUCAAUGACCGCGACUGGCAGCUCCGAUCUCGUAUGUGCUCAAACUUGGUCAAAUACGGCGUAUAUAAUCCGUAUUUGAUUCAGGCUUUGAUCGCGAGAUUGGUGGAUCCGAUUGAGGACGUUCGGUAAGCU